AGCUUGCAUUUGCGUGUUAUGAGUUUCGAUCACGCCAUAUCCGUGCAGGUACUAUACAUAGCAUUUUACAAAACAUGACAUGAACUAAUAAAUGUUUCAGUGAACACUACUGCAUUUUUGCGUGGAGAUACUCACUCCAUACUGUAGAUGUCUCUAGAAUACACACAUUUAUUUUACUACAGAUCCACACACAAAGCAAAGAAGAAAAUAAGCAGGAAGCCGUAUACUUCACCAAGAGGAGUUAUGUCUGUUUUCUUGGGAGAAGUUAAUGGAGCAGCCUGCAGCAAACAAAAGUAGGAACAUAAACAGUCAAAACAAAUAUAAAUCAGGCUUGGAUCAUCAUUUGUUACAUUAAAUUAGGAUGGAGAAGGUGAUCAACUGUUUCAAAAAAAGGCCAGAUGCUGUGGCCAGGCUGAUCUGCUUCCCCUGGGCUGGUGGAGGGUCCGUGCACUAUGCUCGCUGGGGAAACGUCCUCAGCUCUGCAGAAGUGUUCGCAGUCAAACUUCCAGGCAGAGAGAGUCGAACCAGAGAGCCCUUCUUUCUGAGCAUGCAACAGAUUGUGGAUGAGGUUGUGGGCGUGUUGUUGCCGUUUCUAAAAGAAAAGCCAUUUGCUCUCUUUGGCCAUAGUUUUGGGGCCUUCACGAGCUUCGCUGUUGCACACGCUCUGAAGAAACUUCACAACAUUGAACCAGUUCACAUAUUUCUGUCUGGUGCUUCUGCACCCUAUUCAGAAACACGUAUCAAUGCACCAAAGCGAAGUGAGUUAUCAGACGAUGAUUUUCUCAAGUGGUUGGUUUCAAAUGGAGGAACUCCUCCUGAGCUGCUGGCAAACCCAGAAGUACUGAAACUCUUCCUUCCUGCCCUGAAGGCCGACCUGCACGUUGUGGAGAAUUACAGCUGUAACAAGCCAGACUGUCCAAUCCUGUCCUGCCCAGUCACAUGUUUCGAUGGAAAGGACGACAUUCCUCACGACAUGAAAGCUUGGAAAGACAUCACAUCAGGGGAUUUCACCGUCAGGUUGUUCGAUGGAUCUCAUUUUUACCUGAAGGAUUCUGGAAAUGAAAAAAUUUUACUGGACUACAUCACAAGGCAUCUGGAAACAUCAGAAAUGGACUAUUUAUAGUAAAAAUAUGUACAAUUGCUGUACAAUAUAUUGUAUCCAAU
Monopterus albus (swamp eel) is the source of this 1164-nucleotide messenger RNA. RefSeq names its product oleoyl-ACP hydrolase (gene olah). The record is from RefSeq and is a predicted model, not a curated record. NCBI's taxonomy places the organism in Eukaryota, Metazoa, Chordata, Actinopteri, Synbranchiformes, Synbranchidae. The transcript is spliced from 7 exons. The coding region runs from base 362 to 1123 and encodes 253 amino acids. Gene Ontology annotation, biological process: lipid biosynthetic process.